Messenger RNA from Penicillium longicatenatum, 684 nucleotides. RefSeq names its product negative cofactor 2 transcription regulator complex subunit BUR6 (gene nctA). The record is from RefSeq and is a predicted model, not a curated record. NCBI's taxonomy places the organism in Eukaryota, Fungi, Ascomycota, Eurotiomycetes, Eurotiales, Aspergillaceae. The coding region runs from base 1 to 684 and encodes 227 amino acids. Gene Ontology annotation, molecular function: transcription coactivator activity; core promoter sequence-specific DNA binding; RNA polymerase II general transcription initiation factor activity. Gene Ontology annotation, cellular component: negative cofactor 2 complex; nucleus. The transcript has 2 exons. Gene Ontology annotation, biological process: negative regulation of transcription by RNA polymerase II; positive regulation of transcription by RNA polymerase II; transcription by RNA polymerase II.
AUGACAGAGGACAACUAUCGACCAAGAUCUCCCGACUUUUCUUCUCCCCCCGAAAACCCCCCACCUCACGCGCCGUUGAGCCCACUAGCUCACCGCGCCUCCUACGACGCAUCCCCGUUCUUCAACAGCAACCAGCGCCCCAGCUCCAGUCGCGUCCCACAGCAGUACGUUCCAAUUGCCCAACCCGCCUUCAGUUUUGCUGGCGAUAUGGCCCGUCGCUCAUCACGCCUACAGCCCGAGGACGCGUCCGUCCCCGAGCCCGCAAUGACUACAAUGCCUGUCGCGCCGAUCCUAGAUGAGACCCCACAGACGCGCCCCGGCGCGGGGAUUGAGGUGAAAACCAAAUUUCCCGUCGCUCGGAUCAAGCGCAUUAUGCAAGCAGACGAAGACGUUGGAAAGGUGGCCCAGGUGACUCCCAUCGCAGUGUCCAAGGCAUUGGAACUCUUUAUGAUCUCCUUGGUCACCAAGGCCGCACAAGAAGCCAAAGAUCGCAACUCGAAACGUGUCACAGCUAGCCACCUCAAGCACGCCGUCGCCAAGGAUGAAGUGCUGGACUUUUUGGCUGAUAUUAUUGCCAAGGUGCCCGAUCAACCGGCCGGCCGGAAACACGACGAUGACGGAAGCGACCAAAAUGACGGCCGCCGGAAGCGUGGCGGUCGCAAACCGAAGGAGGAGAGCGACUAA